AAUCCAGGGAAUUUCAUCUUUAUUAUUGAGGUCCAUGGACCUAAUCGUACCCUCAUUUUUGGCCUAGCAACCUUGCAAGUUAAGAAACAAAAAGCACGGUGUAAUUAGCGAGCACAGUAACUACAAGAAAGACAAGACACAAGCUGAAACAACCUUUUUAGAUUUCUCCCCACCAUGUCUGCCUAGAGAAAAAUCACAAACGCGGACACCCUUUCUUCUGGUUUUCCCUUCCAUAUUUCCUGUUCGCUAAUCCUUGAAUCUUGAGCUGUAUACUUUCAUCAAGUCUUUCAAUAACAAACAGCAAUACGAAGUUGUCUCUGGCUAUUUAACGGGUGAGGACGGCACUUUGGAUUGCUGAUGGAGUUUUUUACCAAGACAAAGGCAAUUAAGCUCCGGAGCCACCUUUACAAGUACUUGAUCGCGGACUUCGACCAAGAAACUGUUCGUCAAACACGACACGGCAUAUCACGGAAAGCUGUCAUAUGGUUUGUGGAGCUGGUCGGUGGAAAAAGCCAUGUUAUUCGUCUCAGAAGCUGCUAUGGCAAAUACCUCACAGCCUCCGACUUGCCCUUUUUGUUAGGCAUGACUGGGAAGAAAAUACUGCAAACAGUGCCUGAAGAUAUUACAGACAACAGUAAGAUGGAGUGGGAGCCUAUAAGAGACGGGUCUCAGGUUAAAUUUAAGAGCUGGUGUGGCAAUUUCUUGCGAGCUAACGGGGGGGCGCCGCCGUGGAGAAACGCAGUUACUCACGAUGAGCCUCCCACUAGCUCAGCACAAAAAUGGAUCUUUUGGGAUAUUGAGGCAGUGCAAGUGCCUGAAAACGACUCCUUGGUGGAUUACUUGUCAUCUAUGUCGAGCUUUUCUACAGUACCCGAUGAUGUUCUUGUAGCUAUUUCCGGUGAUUAUAAUAGCCCGGGACGAGCCUCUCAGCUAUCAAUUGUACCGGCUGCGCGGCCGCCGAGAUUGACCUUAGCAAAGUCAAUGUUUCCAAGACUGUUUUCGUCCCCAAAUAAUAAGACCAAAUCCAACCACUUCCGGUCAGGGAUGGAUUUCUUCCUCAAUGCCAAAACUGUCCGUCUCCGCUGCCACCAGGACAAGUACCUCCUCGCGGAGGAAGAUGAGGAGUCCGUAACCCAAGACCGAAAUGGAUCCUCCAAGACAGCCAGAUGGACUGUCGAACCCGUACCUGGAUCCGACUCCCUUAUCCGCCUCAAGUCCUGCAAUGGUAAAUACCUCACUGCAUCUAACCAGCCUUUUCUUUUGGGCAUGACUGGUCGAAAGGUCCUUCAGACUGUACCCAGACGAUUUGACUCGUCCGUCGAGUGGGAACCCGUGAGAGAAGGGGGCCAGGUGAAGCUCAAGACCCGGUAUGGGAACUUCUUGAGAGCCAAUGGGGGGUUGCCACCUUGGAGAAACUCGGUUACUCAUGACAUUCCUCAUAGGAGUGCUACACAAGAUUGGAUCCUUUGGGAUGUUGAUGUUGUGGAGACUCGAGCGCUUCAGUCUCCUACUGGCCAUGCUCAUUAUCUACAGAAAAUUGUUUCUCAGUCUGAUUCUCUGGAUUCCGAAUUCACCUCUCCACCCUCUAUCUCUAUCAAAUCCGGAGAUUAUUUGAGACAGGGGUCGAGUGAUUCUAAUGCUAGUUCGCCUCGGAAAUCUGACGGGAGGACAAUAUACUACCACGUGGCUGAUGAGAGCGGUGAGGUUGAUGAUGAUGCAACAGAGCGUUGCUCGUUGAAUUUUAAGGGAAAUGGGGUGGAUGGGUUGACACAAAAAUUGAAGGAAGAUACGGGACUUGAGGAUAUUGUUGUGUGUACUCGCAGUCCUUUGAAUGGAGAGCUUUAUCCCCUUCGAUUGCAGCUUCCUCCAAACAAUGCAGAUAUGCAUGUUAUUCUAGUUCAGCCAUCGUCCAAAGUGGCCAGUGAUUUUGCCGAACAAGGAACUCCUCUCUGAUAUACAUUGGACGGGUUAUCACUCCGCGUGACUUCUUACGUGCAGUGUAGUGUACAUUCUAUUUGGACCUCUGAAAUAUGCUAGUUUUUAAAGCACUCGGUGAUUCAAAGGCAACAGGACGACUAUUUCAACAGAGAAAGGAAGCCACGAGCAAAAGUGCUCUUGUUAUUGCUGGGGACAGAUGGUCGAUGUGGUGCUUGAUUAAACCAUGCCUCGAUAAAUAAUGCUCCAAAAUUUUAGUCUGAUUGGAACAUCACUAUAGCACAAUUACUUUAUAGCUUAAUUGAGUGUUUCUAUCUUGUCUUAUAGAGCUUGUGACUGUCAAAGAAUCAUUUCCUUCUAAAAGAAUGUUUCGAUGAAUAAUUGUUGCAGCCUAUGAAGCGUUAAUCUUGGGUUUCUUUUUGUGAAAGAAGUACGGUGUGAUAAGUGGUACAAGAUUAUCUAUUUUAGCUGAGAACUGAGAUGGAGAGCUUAGAUUAUUGCUAGAGGGGUGUCCUGCUUUGUACAGAACUUUCAGUCUAUAUAUAUCACGCAGGUCAUUUUUUACUCAGAAUCUUAUUUUUCAAGCA
Molecule: messenger RNA, 2522 nt
Organism: Populus euphratica (Euphrates poplar)
Lineage: Eukaryota; Viridiplantae; Streptophyta; Magnoliopsida; Malpighiales; Salicaceae
Exons: 4
Coding region: 358-1953 (531 amino acids)
Source: RefSeq, a predicted model, not a curated record